Lathyrus sativus (Indian pea) is the source of this 249-nucleotide messenger RNA. The record is from the annotation of a GenBank genome assembly. NCBI's taxonomy places the organism in Eukaryota, Viridiplantae, Streptophyta, Magnoliopsida, Fabales, Fabaceae.
AUGCAUCCUCCUUUAACAUUGCACAAACACCCUAUGUGCGCAGAAAUUAUUGAGGAGUUUCAAAAGUGUCAUGUGGAACACCCUAUUGCAAAGUUCUUUGGCGAAUGUACAGAUUUGAAAAUAAAAUUGGAUCGUUGCUUUAGAGCAGAAAAAGCCGUGAAGAGAAAGGCCAACUUUGAAAAGAGCAAAGAGUUCAAGGAACAGUUGCGAGUUUUCAGGAAAGAAAAUGCUGCAAGCAGCAGUCAAUAG